Elaeis guineensis (African oil palm) is the source of this 2124-nucleotide messenger RNA. Its product is annotated as glycerol-3-phosphate acyltransferase RAM2. Gene Ontology annotation, cellular component: membrane. Lineage: Eukaryota; Viridiplantae; Streptophyta; Magnoliopsida; Arecales; Arecaceae. The record is from RefSeq and is a predicted model, not a curated record. Gene Ontology annotation, biological process: cutin biosynthetic process. Gene Ontology annotation, molecular function: glycerol-3-phosphate 2-O-acyltransferase activity; phosphatase activity.
AAAAAAAAAGAAAGAGCAAGCUUUGAUGAGAGCUUUUCCUCUCUAGCAACUAGAGCCAAUUCUCCAAAGUCCAGACCUUUAUCAUACAUCAAACACACGAUGGUUGAGAUGAGUUUUGAGUCGUUUAAGACCGUCGAUAAAUGCACAUCGAGCGGUCGUGACGGGCACACGGUGGUCGCCGACAUGGAUGGCACGUUGCUCCGGGGACAUAGCUCCUUCCCUUACUUCGCCCUCUUCGCAUUCGAGAUUAGUGGCAUCCUAAGGCUCCUCUUCUUGCUCCUCGCCGCCCCUCUCGCAGGCAUCUUGUAUUACUUCGUAUCGGAAUCGGCUGGAAUUAAGGUGCUAAUAUUUGCCACUUUCUCUGGUGUGAGAGUUGGCGACAUCGAGUCGGUGGCGAGGGCGGUGCUGCCCAAGUUUUACUCCAUGGAUCUCCAUCCCGAGUCAUGGCGGGUGUUCUCAGCGUGUGGGAAGAGGUGCGUGCUCACUGCUAAUCCAAGGAUCAUGGUGGAGGCCUUCUUGAAGGAGUACUUGGGGGCGGACAUGGUGAUUGGGACUGAGAUCGCCACUUACAAAGGCCGGGCGACGGGCUUUGUUUGCCACCCCGGAGUUCUUGUUGGUGCUAACAAGGCCGCUGCUCUUCGCAAGGUAUUCGGGGACGAAUCGCCAGAGAUCGGAUUGGGUGAUCGGAAAACCGACUACGCUUUCAUGAAUCUUUGUCAGGAGGGCUACGUGGUGCCACGCGAGCCAGACAGGGAGGCCGUGUCCCGGGACAAGCUGCCCAAGCCCAUCGUGUUCCACGACGGCCGGCUGGUCCAGAAGCCGACGCCGCUGCUCGCCCUCCUCAUCAUCCUCUGGAUCCCCGUCGGCUUCCUCCUCGCCUGCCUCCGCAUCGCCGCCGGCGCCCUCCUCCCCAUGCGCCUCGUCUACCAUGCCUUCCGGGCCCUUGGCGUCCGCAUCACCGUCCGUGGCGUCCCCCCUCCACCCGCCGAGAAGUCCCUCGCCCGCUCCGGUGUCCUCUUCAUCUGCUCCCACCGCAGCCUCCUCGACCCCAUCUUCCUCUCCGCCGCCCUCGGCCGCCCCAUCGCCGCCGUCACCUACUCCGUCUCCCGCCUCUCCGAGUUCCUCUCCCCCAUCAAGACCGUCCGCCUCACCCGCGACCGCGCCCGUGACGCCGCCAUGAUCAAGAAGCUCCUCGAGGAGGGGGACCUCGUCCUCUGCCCCGAGGGGACCACGUGCCGCGAGCCCUUCCUCCUCCGCUUCUCGGCGUUGUUCGCCGAGCUCACCGACCAGAUCGUGCCGGUGGCGAUGGCCAACAGGAUGAGCAUGUUCCACGGCACCACGGCCCGGGGGUGGAAGGGGAUGGACCCCUUCUACUUCUUCAUGAACCCCAGUCCGGCGUACGAGGUGACGUUCCUCAACAAGCUGCCGCCGGAGCUGACGUGCACCGCCGGCAAGUCGAGCCACGAGGUGGCGAAUUAUAUUCAGAGGCUGAUAGCCGCGACCUUGUCAUACCAGUGCACCAGCUUCACGAGGAAGGAUAAGUAUAAGGCCCUUGCCGGGAAUGAUGGAACGGUGGCAGAGAAGCCCAACUUUGAGAAGGGAAAGGUGAUGGGGUGUUAGAGCGGCUUCCACUACUACUGUUCUGGAUACAUAUUGCCCCAAUUGAAGAAGGAUGGAGUCUUUAGUUGUUGAAGAUUGAGGUUAAUUUCAACGCAAUAAUCGUAAGAAGCACUUUCUGAUCACUAGUGAAGGUCCCUGGGAGACACAUGAAUGAAAUCAUAACCAUGGUGAACGAAUGUUGGCAAAAGUAUUUGUGAUGCUGGUAUCGAUCAUGCUAAAAAUUUCUAGCAUUUGAUUAGUUUCGACAGAAAAACUACUUGAUAUGUAAGAAAACUCUGAAACAGAAAAGAUGGGGAAUUGUCAUGGACGGUGAUCCUUCUGGAAUAAUCAUGAAUUAAUCAAAGCAAUAGUACGAAGGAAAUAUGAGUUUUCUAGAAUGGCAAGUAAAAGAAAAGAAUCAUUGUAUAACCCCUUUAUUUGAUGUUAAGAGUUUUAUUUUUCUUAGUGAAAGUUUAGUCAAAUAUCAAGAUGAGGUUUAGUCUUAUAUGAAACAAAUAAUGUAAG